Molecule: messenger RNA, 1217 nt
Organism: Halteromyces radiatus
Lineage: Eukaryota; Fungi; Mucoromycota; Mucoromycetes; Mucorales; Cunninghamellaceae
Product: t-SNARE
Exons: 6
Coding region: 65-1132 (355 amino acids)
Biological process (GO): vesicle fusion; endoplasmic reticulum to Golgi vesicle-mediated transport; intracellular protein transport
Cellular component (GO): Golgi membrane; SNARE complex; endomembrane system
Molecular function (GO): SNARE binding; SNAP receptor activity
Source: RefSeq, a predicted model, not a curated record
UUUUUUUUCUACAUCUCGAUCUAUUCUUACUUUUCUCCAUUCUUUUUUUUUUUCAUUUAUUUAUAUGAAUACUCUCCUUACCAACAUGUCAUUUAAAGAUCGUACGAAUGAAUUUCACUCUGUAGUUGAUAGGAUACGAAACCGAUCACAAGGCUCAUCUACUUUAGAAAGGCGUGCAUUACUUUCUUCACCUUUACAAAAGUCAUCUACUCUUCCUACUCAACAACAUCAUCCUCGUUCAGAAUUCUCUCUCAUGGCAUCAGAAAUCAGUCAAAACAUUACAAGUACAGCAAGUAAAUUGGAAAAACUCACAAAACUGGCUAAACGAAAGACGUUGUUUGAUGAUAAACCGGUGGAAAUUAGUGAAUUGACUUUUAUUAUCAAACAAGAUAUCGCCAAACUCAACAAACAAAUCGCUAUGCUCCAAAACUACACGAAAUCACAAAAACAAUUAAAUAAACAAGCAACUGAACAUACUUCAAAUGUAGUAGUGGCUUUACAAAGCAAGUUGGCGGAUACUUCCAUGAAUUUUAAGGAUGUUUUAGAAAUUCGAACUGAAAAUAUGAAGAUGACUAAGGACAAAAGGGAUCAAUUUCUUUUCUCCACUGCUGAUCAAGUUGCUGGGGAAUCAACACUUUCCAAUUCACCACUUUUCAAAGGACGCCGACGACCAGGAGAAGACAAACGAUCAUCAUCGUCAUCACAUCAGCAUGUACAAAACGAUAUCAAAACAAAUGGUAGUACGAUGAAUUUAUUACCUGUUGAAGAGCAAGAAUCUACACUAUCUCUCGGUAUACCCAUGUUAUCACAACAGCAAUUACAAGAACAACAACAAUUUGCUGUAAUGGAACAGGAUCGAUAUAUUGAAAAUAGAUCAACGGCCAUUGAAAGUAUCGAAAGUACUAUAGCAGAAUUAGGUAGUAUCUUCCAACAAUUAGCAACUAUGGUAGCAGAACAACGAGAAACAGUACAACGAAUUGAUCAAAAUACGGAUGAUAUUGAAAUGAAUGUGGUUGGUGCUCAAAGGGAACUUUUGAAAUAUUACACCAACAUUAGCUCAAAUAGAUGGUUGAUUAUUAAGGUGUUUGUUACCGUUAUUAUUUUCUUCCUCUUCUUCUCCUUUAUUAUGUAGACUUAUUAUUAUUAUUAUUAUUUAUAUUAUUGAUCUUCUUUCAACUUUAUUCUUUUUAUAUACAUAUUCCCCUCUUAUACUCUCC